AUGACCCAAAUUAUGGAGCUGAUACUGAAUGCCGACGACCCCGACGCAAUUGGCGAAACCUUGUUCAACGUUGUGAUUUCGCUUUUGGCGUGCUACAAGGCAAUUGUUUUACGGUUAAAUCACAAUAGUAUUAUAAUGUUAAUUGACACUUUCGUUGAUAAGCCAUUUAAACCGAUGGAUCUGAGAGAAAGUAUGAUUCGACAAAAGUUCGACAAGAGAAUAACGAAUAAUACAUUAUGUUAUCUAGUCCUCGUCUCGAUAACUGCCUUCUACAUGAUUUCGCUUUCGUUUUUCACGGAUUUCAUGAAUGGAGCUUUAAUGUACAAAGCAUGGUUACCGUUCGACAGCUCAACAUCCGUGCGAUUUUCUCUCGCAUACGCUCAUCAGAUAUUAACUCUGAUAUUCAUUGGUCUUGUCCAUCCCACGUGUGACAAUUUAAUUUGCGGAUUAUUGCUGCAUAUUUGCUGCCAGAUCGAGAUUUUAGAGUAUCGUUUGUCGAACAUCACGAAUGGUGAAGAAAAUCUACGCGAUUGCGUCGACCACCACGUACAUAUAUUCGAAUAUGCGUACACGGUAAAUCGCAGAUUUGCGAAGAUAAUUGCUCUUCAGUUUGCAGUAAGCAUGCUAGUGGUGUGUGCUAAUUUGUAUAAAUUGGCUUCUAUUCCCAACUUGAUGAUCAAUGGAAGCAUUAUUACACUGAUACUGUAUACGGCCUGUAUGUUGUCACAGAUCUUCCUCUAUUGUUGGUUUGGAAAUGAACUCAAAUUAAAAAGUAUCGGAUUAGCAACCGGUAUAUACAAGAUGGAAUGGUUCAGGCUUGAUAUCAAGACCAAAAAAGAUCUUCUAUUAAUAUUGAGACGCACGAUGAUUCCAAUUGAAUUUAAUAGCGCGGUUAUCGUCACAUUGAAUCUUGACUCGUUUGUGUCCUUAUUUAAAGCAUCGUAUUCGGCAUACAAUGUAUUGAAGCGCUCUCAGGAACAUAAUUGA
Molecule: messenger RNA, 987 nt
Organism: Wasmannia auropunctata (little fire ant)
Lineage: Eukaryota; Metazoa; Arthropoda; Insecta; Hymenoptera; Formicidae
Product: odorant receptor 46a, isoform A-like
Exons: 5
Coding region: 1-987 (328 amino acids)
Biological process (GO): sensory perception of smell; detection of chemical stimulus involved in sensory perception of smell
Cellular component (GO): plasma membrane
Molecular function (GO): odorant binding; olfactory receptor activity
Source: RefSeq, a predicted model, not a curated record